Messenger RNA from Laccaria bicolor S238N-H82, 1027 nucleotides. RefSeq lists its product as uncharacterized. The record is from RefSeq and is a predicted model, not a curated record. The annotation marks the transcript as partial. The transcript has 2 exons. Lineage: Eukaryota; Fungi; Basidiomycota; Agaricomycetes; Agaricales; Hydnangiaceae.
CACACAUGCCUCACAAAGAUACUCCCAACCCAUCCCAACCCAGUACACCAAACCCACCCAACCGGAGGGAGGCGCGACGCGCCCCCAACGGACAGCUCGACAAACCCGACCACAGACCCCAUCCGGCACGACCGCCUCCUUCCUGGAGAACGCGGUCGGAAGGGUAGGUAGAAUGGCGCAAUCAGUCACCCACACGUCCCCGGCGAAAAUCAAGAGCGUACUAAUAGGAAACAAGAAAAGGGCGCUGGACGCAGAACGCGCGACCACCCCAACCCCGCAGUCCUACAACGACGUAGACAUGACCAUGGGAGACCAGAACGACCCAAACCGGCGCGUCCCAUGGGACGAAGACAUCGAGUCAUCCGGAGACGAAAAUGACCAAAGGGGAAUCGACCAAGAAUCCAUACAGGCCGACAGAUUCAGCCACCUCGCAGAUCGCUCGAUGAGCAGGGACGAGAAGUUAGAUCACCUAUACAACUCCCUCUUAGACGCCGGGUUCUUCGUACAGGCAUUGGAGAGUGGGGGAGAAAUGGAUAUUGCAAGGACUGACCAAAAAAUCACAGGAUGCAUGACGGGCCUAUCAAACGCGCUCCUCAACCAGCCAUACAGAGUCAUCAUGGAACAGCAAGCAGGCCUCGCGAAGGCAAUCCACGAGAUCAGCAAGAACAUGACGACGACCAUGGAGAACAUGGCGACGAUCAUGGAGAAUGUUCAGAACAACGGAGAAAAGAUUGAACACAUGAAGAAUGAGACAGCCAACAGCCUAACAGCAACCUCAGACCGGCUCAAAGCCUUGGAAUCCCUGGCCACCGACACUCAGUCACGAAUCGCAAACCUGGAAAACCGAGGUGCUGGACCCCAAACACGAAACACGGAACCCACCUCAAACCCAAGCCACACAACAAGCCACGCCACUGGCCCGACGUUCAAACCCAAAGGGAAAACUGAGGGAAACCCGGGACCAACCAAGAAGAGCACCAACCCAGCAUCGGCCCAUCACCCAAGCCGAGCGCGGAAGAGGCAUUGA